Molecule: messenger RNA, 8256 nt
Organism: Pygocentrus nattereri (red-bellied piranha)
Lineage: Eukaryota; Metazoa; Chordata; Actinopteri; Characiformes; Serrasalmidae
Gene: pik3r3b
Product: phosphoinositide-3-kinase, regulatory subunit 3b (gamma)
Exons: 16
Coding region: 698-2917 (739 amino acids)
Biological process (GO): phosphatidylinositol phosphate biosynthetic process; insulin receptor signaling pathway
Cellular component (GO): phosphatidylinositol 3-kinase complex
Molecular function (GO): protein binding; 1-phosphatidylinositol-3-kinase regulator activity
Source: RefSeq, a predicted model, not a curated record
CUGAGCCUGACUCAGCCACGCAGACUUAUUGAGCAAAACUAAACGCGUGCUCUCCUUAAACUGACCCCACGGUCUCGCUCGUUUUCGCCUCCGUUGGAUUCAUUUGCGUUUCGUUUGCGGCCGGGACAGUUUUGACGAGCGAGAAAGAAGGUGUCAGUAUAAAUCAUUUGGACCACCAAGUGACGCGCACUAAGUGUGGGGAUUGAUGGAUGGGGACUGCUCAUGGAUGUCUGUCUGUGAGCACAUCUGAAACCAGCCCGAGAGGAUAAUUUAAUAAAUGUUGCUUUACCAUCUGGGGGCUUUUGCCAGCUCUGCAGGACUUAAGAACGCCCACACUGCGGGUCACUCUGCCCCCAAAUCUGCUCUUCCACCCUUGUUCUCCCACUCCCUUCCUCUGCUCCCUCUUUUGAUAGGAUUGGGGCUUUUACUGUGUUCUGCGUGCUUAGUGUCAUCCAAAUUCCUGUGUGUAUCACUGCAGACUGCAAGUGUCCGUUGGCUGAAGAAAGUAUGCAGUAUUGGCCCCCACCCAGCAUAAUGGACUUGUAACAACUGCAAGCAGUUAAUCCAAAUGUUCAUCAAUUCUCAGGACGCAUUGCAAGGACUUUACUAAUUUAGGAGUAUAGAAGAGUUUUUUAAAUCUUUUUAAAUAAUUCUAAUCCAGAAAAAAGAACUUUAAUGCUCAUGUAAAGUGUACACCAUGAGCUCGGACAGUUUUCAGUACCGUGCACUGUUUGAGUACAAGCGGGAGAGGGGAGAUGACAUCUCUUUGCAACCUGGAGACCUUCUCACCGUCAGCAAAUUAGCACUUCUGACACCAGACUACCAGGAGGGUGAUGAGAAAAACCCCAAGGGCUGGCUCCACGGCACUAAUGAGCGCACCAAGGAGAAUGGCGACUUCCCCGGCACCUUUGUGGAGUAUGUUGGGGUUGUGCGAGUGGGCCUACCUGCUGGAAAGCCCUGGCCUCGGCCUGUACCCCCAACCCCUGGAGGGCCCCAAACACCUGUAGGGCCCCAGCCUCCAGGGGCCUGUGCAUCAGGGGGUUGCGGGUUGGGGGAUGUUGUGGAGCAGUGUGCCGUGCCGGACCAGGCCCCAGUCGUGGUCCUCAGACUGACUGAAGCUCUGGAAAGACUGGGCUGGGAAAACGAGACAAUCUACAGGACCCCUCCUGUUUCCACUGGACCCCCUGAAUUACGACAGGCCCUGGACACAGACCCAGCUGCAGUGGACUGUGAGCAGUAUGACUUGUCUGUGUUGGCGGAUGCUCUGAGGUUUUACCUGCAGGAGCUGCCGUGUCCACUCAUCCCUGCUGUGGUCUACAGUGAGCUGGUCUAUACUGCUCAGGAAACACAGAGUUUGGAGGAGUGUGGUCAGCAGCUGAAGAGAAUCCUGGACUCUCCCAGCAUCCCACAGUCUAACCACCAGCUUCUGGUCUAUCUGACCCGACACCUCAGCAAGGUAACCCAGAGUGGAGGGGCUGCUCAGGCCAGUCCCAGGCUGCUGGGCCAGGUCUACAGCGAGGCCGUCUUCAAAAACAACCACUUCAGUGCCGAUGUGAACCCAGAGCACCAUGUGAAGAUUCUGGAGGCUCUUAUCGUGGUUGGAGGCCUGAUGGAGAUGCAAGCUGCCCCAGCUCUUCCUCCCAAACCGGCCAAACCCAUGACUCCUGUGAACAGCAAUGGUGUGAAGGAGGCUGCAAGCAGCUCGUUACAGGAAGCAGAGUGGUACUGGGGAGACAUAUCAAGGGAAGAGGUGAAUGACAAAUUGCGAGACAUGCCAGACGGAACUUUCCUGGUACGGGAUGCCUCUACAAAGAUGCAGGGAGAUUACACGCUAACUCUGAGGAAAGGUGGCAACAAUAAGCUAAUAAAGAUCUACCACCGUGAUGGCAAGUACGGUUUCUCGGAACCUCUCACCUUCAGCUCAGUGGUGGAGCUCAUCAGUCACUACAGACACGAGUCUCUGGCUCAGUACAACACAAAACUGGACGUCAAGCUCAUGUACCCCAUCUCCCGCUACCAGCAGGAUCAGCUGGUAAAAGAAGACAACAUCGACGCUGUAGGGAAGAAACUCCAGGAAUAUCACAAUCAAUAUCAGGAGAAGAGCAAAGAGUAUGAUAGACUGUAUGAGGAGUACACAAAAACCUCACAGGAGAUUCAGAUGAAGCGCACCGCAAUAGAAGCCUUCAAUGAGACCAUCAAGAUAUUCGAAGAGCAGUGUCACACGCAGGAGCGCUACAGCAAGGAGUAUAUUGAGCGCUUCCGCAGAGAGGGCAAUGACAAGGAGAUCGAAAGGAUCAUGAUGAACUACGCCAAACUCAAGUCACGUCUCGGCGAGAUCCACGACAGUAAGAUCCGCCUGGAGCAGGACCUGAAGACACAAGCUCUGGACAACAGGGAGACAGACAAAAAGAUGAACAGCUUAAAGCCAGAUCUCAUCCAGCUAAGGAAAAUCAGAGACCAGUAUCUUGUCUGGCUCAACCACAAAGGUGUACGACAGAAACGAAUAAACGACUGGCUGGGCAUCAAAAACGAGAACACAGAUGACGCUUACUUUGUGAGUGAAGAGGACGAGAACCUGCCGCACUAUGAUGAAAAGAGCUGGUUUGUUGGGGACCUGAAUCGCACACAGGCUGAAGACCUGCUUUUAGGAAAGCCUGAUGGAGCCUUUCUCAUUCGUGAGAGCAGCAAGAAGGGCUGCUACGCCUGCUCUGUAGUCGUUGACGGUGAGGUGAAGCACUGUGUGAUCUACAGCACGCCCCGUGGUUAUGGCUUCGCCGAGCCUUACAACCUGUACAGCACUCUCAAAGACCUUGUUCUGCACUAUCACCAGACCUCACUGGUCCAGCACAACGACUCGCUUAACGUGCGGCUGGCCUACCCCGUGUACGCACAGAUGCCCUCAGGCCCUCGCAGAUGAGGCUCCGCCUGCCCAAACACAACCUACCUACACACCAACGAGAAAAAAACACGCUGUCACAAAAAAAAGAAACAAAAACAACAACAAAAAAAACACAACAAACACUUGCUGCAACACACACGUCAGCCACCUUGGAGUUCUAUAUUUUUACUAGAACAAUUUGGAGGGCAUUCUUUCUAAAGACUGCUUGAUUUGCACAAGGAAGUUUUAAAUGUUUGUGAAUGUGAAAAAAAAGAAGGAAGCAGAAGAGGCGAGUUUCAGGUGACCCGCGCUGCUACCUAAACUCCAGCUGGGACUUUUUACACGCUCCGUAUGAAUCUUUUUUUUUCCACUCACUUUUUUAUUAUUUUUUCCCCCCCAUUGUCAUUCAGUUGUGCUUUGUUUUGUCUAUCUUUCUUUACUAAAUGCAAGGCAGGAAAAUGUGUCUCUCUCUCUCUCUCUCUCUCUCUCUCUCUUUCUCUCUCUCUCUCUCUCUCUCUCUCUCUCUCUUUCUCUCUUUCUCUCUGUCUCUCUUUCUCUCUCUCUCUCUCUGUGUGUGUGUUGAAAAAGCAAAAACUAUGUAGCAAACGGACGCCUGACACUUUCCAGAGUGUUUCUCACAGUGACUGCUGCUGAACAAGGGAUUGUGGGAUGGGACGGGACAGGACUGGGGGUGGGAGGGACAAGUUGAGAGGGCACAAGUGAAAAUGUGUUGUAGUCUUAAAAAAAAAAAAGCUUGUUUUCAUACCAACCUUAGAGGAGAGCUGUUCACUUUUGUUUGUUUUCUUGCUGGAUCUGCUCUUUAUUCUUUAUUCUUUAUAUUUUUGAAUCCUUUCUGAGCAGUAAAGGUGUCGUUAAAAGUCCAUUGCAGAGACCAAAGUUGGCAUGGGGAGGAAAGUCCCAUUUAGUUUUUAUUUUAUUUCUUUGUUCUGUUGACUUGUUUUAAUGAGAGUGAGAGGAAAGCAAAUGUUUAUGCUAAUAAAUUGUUUGCUAACCACACAUAAAAUAGAGUUUGGGCCUGUGUCCUGUGCUGAAGCUGUUUUUUUACCAAAAUCGCAUGCACAGAUGCGGUCGAUAUGAAGCACUUAUUUAAUAUGGAAAAUAAAUACUAAUUACAGCUGCACGUUUUAUAUGCCAAAUUAAAACCACAAAACGUGAACAAAAUGCUCAAAAGAGAAAUCCCGAAACACUAUUUGAUGUGUGGUUUUAAAAUAAUAUGGAUUCUAUAUGCUAAUGUAUUUUUUAUUUUAUUAAUUUUUUUUUUUUAAAGAAAUUUGGAUUUUGUGUAUUUGUUAAAGAGACAUUCAGAAAUAAGCUUUGAAUUGCUCAGUGUACAACAAACAGAAGCAGCGGUUCAGUGAUGAGAGACAUUUUUAGGCUAUGAAAACUUGAAAAAAGUGCAAUCCAGCAUUGUGUUGAUAAUGUCAGCGGUCUAAGACAGAUGCACGAAAUAAGCUCAGAUGCACCAGUGAGCGAUAAUCACGUGCACCAAGACCCAUUUGAAUUCUGUUUCUUUUUCCUUUGAGAAGAUGCUCAUCUUUCUGCCAGGUGCUAUUAGAGAGGAAAUAGACAGCAGUCAACCAUUUGGCAACCUGUUUCAUUUUCUUGUCGCACAAUAAAACCUUUUCAAAAAUCAGACAGUUUUGCAGCGAUAUGCACAAUGUCGUCUACAUCAGCACCAUCACUCCCUGUUAUGACUGGACUUGAGGUGCUCAAGCAUGCAGUGUUUGAGUGUCUCUCUCUCUGCUCUGUUGCUUGAGAGUUUCUGGAACAGUAGUUUUUUUUUUCCUCCUGCAUAAUCCAGGCUCUUGUUUUAAGGCCCCCGCUGACAGACGCUUAACCACAGGCUGAUUUACUGCCUUUUAACAAGCACAGGGCAGCUGGUGGGCCUCGACUUGUCCUUUUCAUGGAACAUUUCUCCAGUUUUUUCACAUGCUGUGUGGGCAAGUGAAGAAGUAACUGGGGUAAUUUGUCUAAUACCCCUUUAUUAAUUCUAUGCAUUGUGGCCACAUCCACGUAUUUCAUUCAGAAACAAAUGCACAGACAGUAUUCCUCUUUUCUUGGGUAUUUCAAGAGUUAUUGAUCUAAAAGUCAGAAAAGGCUUCAGAAUCUGAGUUGGGGCCCAAACCAGAGUGCUAUGCAAGCAUUGUCCAGCUUGAGUUCCGUGAAGUGCUGUGGUUGGAUCAGCUCGGGUGUUUUCAUAAAACUGGAUUCAAAUCUUCAUCACAUGGGUCAUGAAGUCAGCAGAUCCCUGUACUUCUGAGUGCUUGGACUUUACCUGUCUUUACCUCGCUACAUCCGUUCUGUACGGCUUAGUUCAGCGUCCAGAGCGCUUGAGAGAAGCCACGUGCCCUCAUGACUUGAAGUGGACUGGAAAUUGAAGCAUGGUUUUUCGUUCUCUUGCUCUCUCUGCCCUCUUCAUUUCAGCCUUGCUGCUGGCUUGCACCAUGGCAACUGUCGCAAGAGCAUCUGAGCUCCUCUUGAAUCAGUUUUUGUGACUCUUGGUGGGGAAUAAUUGGCUGGGGAGAGAGCAGCAAUGGUCCUUCCCAGUGCACAGUUGGAGUCUGGAGCCUGGGCAGAUGAAUGUCUCCUUUCCAUGCCUGCUCUCUUCACUUUGCAUGACAGACCUUUGUCCACCACCAUACUUCACUUUCAACUUAUCAACAGCCUUCUCGGCUAAUAUUUGGUUUCCUUUUCUGGACAAAUAGCGGCAGCCGUGUCAAUAAGAAUAGAGUCUGCAUUUCUUGAUUUUCUGUAAGACCUUGUAGACUGCUUAUAAUAUCUUUCUCUCUCUUUUUAACCUUCCUUCUUGUAAGAUCCAGAUUGUUCAUUUAACCUGGAUCCCCAAGGGGUCCUCUCUAUUACUUGAACUAUAGCAUUGCUCACUGUUGAAUGUCUUUAUAUUGCAUAUAUACAUAUAUUAAAGAAGAGGAAAUCCCUUUUAUGACAGGAGUUGAUUGAGUUUGAGAUAUAUGUACACGUUUGUACGCAUUUAUUCAGAGACACAGAACUUUUUUUUUUCUCUUUAAGGGGUUUGCUUUAACUAAAACUAUGACUGUUUAUUGGAUCCUGCUGUCCAAUGUUGCACACAUCAUUUUUGAAGAGACUUUUUAGAGUAACAUACAAGGCCGGCAACUGAUGUGUUUCAUGUCGUACAACUCAUCCCAUGUUCGUACGUGACAUUUAGUAAAGAAUUGUUUGGACUGGGUUGUAAAUUUUCCUUUUAUUUGUGAUUAUCAUUACUUUCCCAGGCAUUGAGACCAAAGAUUUGAGUUUGAUUUACAUUCUCCUAGCUAGUGAUAGUUUUGAGGGGAAUAUUUUCCUUGAUUUAUUUUUUUAUUUUUAUUUUUUUUCCCAUCCAUUGCCUUGCUUCCAUGCGAACUCAAGUCGCUUUCUCGAUUUGGGUUUUCAUUGUUAGAUCCUUAUUUGUCUGAUGACAUACUGGCAACCUUGACUAUUACUGUCAAUAUUAAUAAUGGGCUUUGUGUUGUCCAACAUUUAGCAUGUGCUUAUACAACAGCAUGGAUGUGAUGGGAUGAAUUCUUGAAUUCUUGCCAUUAGCUCCUUGGUGAUAUUCAAGCCAGACAACUAAAACUGAGGUCAAUCUGAGUUGAGAACUUUUCACUUUUUAGGAAGUGCUCGAUAGUUUUCCGUGUGCCAUUGAUGUGCUUUCUCAUUUCAACUGUAAUUUGACUGUUCAGUCACCGUCGCAACGAAGUCCGAUGUUCGUCUCUCUUUUUGCUUUCCAGAACAUGAGUGUAUGUUCAGAAAGGUCUGACCUAGCUGGAGGCGUCUGUUUUCUCUCCUUCGGAAAUUUGCGUAGCGAGAGAAAAGAAAACUACUUUUCUAGUAGUCCUAGUAAUUUGUGGUUUGUCUCAGAAGGAAACGUGCUCAUCAUUCUCUGCAGGGCAGAAAGCAGUGGGGUUCGUUGGCAUUCUUUGUUCAGGCACUCCACAAAGCAUGCAAUAUUCCAUUCUCGUUUUCUUUCUUAAAGGUUUCAGGGACAAAAAGAAAAAACAUAAGCAUUGCAUUGGGGUAUUCGUAUGAAAGACAUGUUUACCAGAGGAGAAAAAUGCGCUUUUUUUGCAUUGAUGUGAGAAUGGGAUGGGGGAACAGAUUUUAAGAAACACACACAAAAAAAACAAAACAGAUCAAAGGUGCAUUACUUCAGAAGCUCAAACGGUUUGGGCGUGAACCAAAACAACCUUCUCCACUCAUCUAGACGUGUCUGAGUUUUCGGUCCGAGUCAUGUCGGGGCAGUUUGAAGACCAGGCUUGGGGUUCUUUUUUUUCUGGGACUGUUAACCAACGAUGUCUGUUGCUCUUGCCCCUUUUGUGCAGUUCUGCAAAGUUUUAUUUGCAGUCAGGUUUGAAUAUGUGGCGAUUCUCAUUGGGAGUCUUUUAUGUUCUUACCACUGCUGUCACAUCACGAUACUCAGCACAGCUUAAUGGAGUAAAGCUUCUUAUUAUUUAAAAAAGAAAAAGAAAAAAAAAAGAAAAGAAAAAAAGAAAAAAUCUAUAUAAAGAAAAAACUCUCACUCUCCCUCCCACUUUGACAUACGUACAAACCCAGCAUGCUUCUUUGGUACUCUUGACUGUUGUUUUGUGUAAAAAAGAAAAAGAUGAAAAGAAAAAAAAAACGCUGAAACAAAAACUGUUAUUUGUCUGUUUAUGGUGUAGUCAGAUAUAAAUUUUGAUAUAGCUUAUUAAGAAAACACUGCUUUUUUCAGCUGAAAUAAGUUUGAACCCUGUGUUUCAGUGGACAAUGCAAAAAUGAUAUUGUUCUUAAAUACUGAGAAUGAGGGCCAGCGUCAGCAAUAGUGAACCAACCUCGGCGUUAUUGCAAGAUUUUAUCGGUCGUAAUAAAAAUGUAUUCAUUCGGUACUGUUAAUCUGUCUAUGCUUGAAACCCAACUUUUUUGAAAAUGCACACUAUUUCAUGAAUUUCAGCCCUCCACCAGCAGAGUGUUCCUUGUACUUUUAUAGACUCAGCUUGAGCAAUAAGCCACGGGGCCCCAACUCUCCAUGUCGCAACAGUUAUACAAUGGAAAUCUUAAACGUACCAAGCUCUGUCCAAUACCCACACUUGGUGCAUAUCAAUGACAUGAAAGCAUCUUUUAUUCCUAAAACCUGCAGAACGAUCAGUGUAGAAACUCCUCUUUCUCAGUAUUUGAAUAUCAUCCUUGCUACAGGCUUCUUGAUAUUCCUCAGUUAUGUUUUCCACCAUAUUUUCUUGUAUCCGUUACAAUAGUUUGUAUUGGUUGUAGACUCUCCAUUUGUUAUGAGAUGAACUCGUAUAUUCUCAAUGGAACUCCACGAUAUUCAUUUCUCUUGCAGAAUAAAGAAAAAUAUUUUGUCCAAG